AUGCGCAAAUGUCUUUUCGUGUGAUUACAGUCGGUCGUGUUGGCUGCUCUGAAAGUUUCUAAACGUCAUCAAUUAAAUGUUCAAGGUUCAGGAAAAAUAUGAAUUUUGGAUGGAGAAAAUAGCUAGUAUCCCUGAAUAAUCGCCGUCUAGUUUGGAAAAUGUCUGCUCCGAAUCCUAAUCUAUCCCAGCCACUUAUGUAUUCGAGUAACCAAAAUGCCUAUUUACCGAAUGCAGGUACAGGAAGCCAAUUAUCUAUGUCUGGAAAUGUGGUGAGUGGGCAACAACAGUGCUCUCCCUUGAAUCCCGGAGUGCCACCACCAAAUAUGUCUCAGCCUUUUCCGCAUCCAGGUUUAUCUCCUAAUGUUGCUCAAAACUACAGUUAUCCUGUCAGUCCGUUAGAAUCCUCAAUGAAAUCUCCUGCACAAAACUUUACCAGUGGGAUUAAUACUAAUUUGCAUUCUGCUAGUCCAAAGAAUCCGGUUUCUUCGUUUAGUACAGAGAAACAACCACAUAGUCAGCAGAAUGGACCUGUAUCUAAUCCUGUAUUCAGUAGUGCAAAUGCUGGACCAAGCAUUAAUGGUACAGAUUCAUUUCAGUUAAAUGGUAUUAGUGGGACAAAUCAUCCUGUAUUAUCCAACCAGAACAGCCCGGCUUCUCCGUGGACACUACAAUCAAGAAUGCCUCCUCCACCAGGUCAACUAAAUCAAAAAUUGCCACCAUCUGGCACAGGUGUAUCUCCAUUGUCUCAUCAGUUUCCUGGUGUAUCGUCCCAAUCUAUAGCUGCUGAUGGCAAGACAGUGCCUAAGCAAAUGCAGGUGCCUUCUCCAGGUUUACCAAUGCCUUAUGGUAAUCAGAAUACCAGUUCAUGUAGCCCACAAGUAACACCAGGAACAUCUCAACCUCCCUCUGCCCGCUCCUCACGAAACCCUUCUCCAAUUUCUACUCAGCGGUAUGACUACAUGGAAGGGCAGUUUUCAAAUAAACCUAGUCCAUCAAAUUCUUCUCUUAGUCUUCAAAAUAUGGGCAUGAGUCCAAGUAUGGGUUCUGGUCCACCAAAUUUUAAAAAUGCCGGUGACACUGGCCAGACUAUGUCACCUCACACUCCAAAUAUGUAUCCUGGACCCGGCAUGUCUUAUCCGCCCACAAGCUCCCAUAUAACUUCCCAGGCAGGUACUACACCUGGACCACCACCUGUCACACCACAGACUGGACCAAUUAGGCCUCGUUAUCCUCAGCAGGUUGGGUAUAACCAGUCACCUUCUCAGUAUACUAGUCCAGUAGUUAGUCAGCCUAGUAAUUUACAGCCACCUAGUUCAAUGUAUAACAAUUCACCACAAACUCCCUACCAGCCACAGCAACAACAGUCACCACAGGUGUCCUAUCAGCAACAACAGCAACAAACAUUGCCGGUAUCCUAUCAACAGCAGCAACAGCAGCCAUAUCAACAGAAAUACUUUGGUGGUCUACCUGAUGGUCCAGUUGGUGGAGUUGCUGGAUAUGAUCCUCAGUUGCAUGCAAAAAUGGCUGGUCUGAGUGUUAACAGUAGUUUCUCUAGGCUUUGGGGCAAUGACAACAUAAAUCUCCUUCAAGAUCGUAAUAUACUCCCUGCAGUUCCCCUAGAAGCACCCAAACCAGUUUUAACACCAGACCGACCAAACUGUAGUCCAGAUAUUUUUAGAUGUACUCUGACGAAAGUACCUGAUACUAGCUCUCUUCUUCAGAAAUCUAGAUUGCCAUUUGGUAUUUUAAUACAUCCGUUUCGAGAUGCCUCAAGUCUCUCUGUAAUUCAAUGCAAUACAAUUGUGAGAUGCAGGAAUUGUCGAACAUAUAUUAAUCCAUUUGUAUCAUUCAUUGAUCAGCGUAGAUGGAAAUGUAACUUAUGUUUUAGAGUCAAUGAUUUACCUGAAGAAUUUCUUUAUGAUCCUGCUACAAGAUCAUAUGGGGAUCCUGCCCGUAGACCUGAAAUAAAGAAUGCUACCAUUGAAUUUAUAGCUCCUUCAGACUAUAUGCUCAGGCCACCCCAGCCCGCAGUUUAUCUUUUCUUGCUUGAUGUUUCUCAUGGUGCUGUAGAAACAGGCUAUCUUCAUGCUUUUUGUAAGAUUUUACUAGAAAACCUUGGUGACUUGCCUGGAGAUUCUAGAACUAAAGUGGGCUUUAUAACAUUUGAUGGCAGUAUUCAUUUUUAUAAUCUUGGUGAAGGUCUGAACCAACCUCAUAUGUUGGUUGUAUCUGAUGUGGAAGACAUUUUCCUCCCAUCUCCAGACAGUUUGUUAGUAAACCUACAUGAGAGCAAAGCAUUAAUUGCUGAUCUUUUGAAUGAUCUUCCACAAAGAUUUGCUUCAAAUGGAGACAUUAAUUCUUGCUUGGGAGCUGCUUUGCAAGCUGCAUACAAAUUAAUGUCUCCUGUAGGUGGUAGGGUCACAGUUGUACAGACCUGUUUGCCAAAUUAUGGUCCUGGAGCUUUGAAGAAUAGAGAAGACCCUAAUCAAAGAGCUGCAAAGGAUGUUUCCAAUGUGGGACCUGCUAAUGACUUCUACAAGAAACUUGCGUUGGAUUGCUCAGGGCAACAAAUUUGUGUAGAUUUAUUUUUGCUCUGCUCUCAGUACAUCGAUAUUGCUACUAUCAGUUGCAUUUCAAAAUUUUCGUCUGGUUGUAUAAACUAUUAUCCUGGUUAUCAUCUUCAACUUGGUAAGGUACAAGUAGAAAAAUUUUCAGGAGAUUUCAAGAGGUAUUUGACAAGGCGUAUUGGAUUUGAAGCUGUCAUGCGUAUAAGGUGCACUCGAGGUUUAGCCAUUCAUACUUUUCAUGGUAAUUUCUUUGUGAGAUCUACAGAUCUAUUGUCAUUGCCAAAUGUAAAUCCAGAUACAGGAUAUGGCAUGCAGAUAGCUAUUGAAGAAAAUUUAACUGAAUACAAUUCUGUUUGUUUCCAAGCUGCUGUUCUCUACACAUCUAGUAAUGGAGAGAGACGGAUUAGAGUCCACACACUGAGCUUGCCUGUUGUAUCAAUUUUACAAGAUGUGCUUGGAGGAGCUGACCAGGAAACCAUUAUUGGUUUAGUUGCAAAAAUGGCUGUCGACCGCAGUAUAUCAUCUUCACUGACGGAUGCAAGAGAUGCUCUCAUCAAUGUGUGUAUUGAUGUAUUAGGUGUUUAUAAACUGACUAUGUCUGGUCAAGUGGCUGGUGCUCUCAUGACACCUUAUUCAACCAGAUUGUUACCUUUGUUCAUCCUAGCCUUGUUGAAACAUGUGGCCUUCCGAACGGGUGUUAGCACAAAACUUGAUGAGAGAGUUUUUGCUAUGGAUCGCAUGAAAACAUUACCAUUGCCAUAUUUAAUGAAAUACAUUUACCCAACACUUUAUCCAGUUCAUGCGUUGGAUGAUAAGAAUGCUAUUCAUCAGGAUGAUGAUGCUGUUAUACCUCAGCCUCCUAUUUUGCAGUUAUCGAGUGAAAAAGUUGAUCGUCAUGGAGCUUAUAUUUUAGAUACUUUUGAUGUCCUGUAUUUAUACAUAGGACGUGCAAUUAACGAUCAUUUUUGCUCGAGCAUUCUCAAUGUCCCGAACUUUAGUGCCAUUCCAGAAGAUAUGAGUUUUUUACCUGAAUUACCAACUCCUGAAUCUGAACGCAUGAGAAAUUUUGUUUCUUGGUUGCAAGAUCAAAGACCUAACCACAGUCCCCUUAAGAUAAUAAGGGAAGAUGGCCGGGAUCGACAUAUAUUCUUGCAGUACAUGCUAGAUGACAGGACAGAAUCUUUAUUUUCCUAUUACGAGUUCCUGCAACACGUACGACAACAAAUUUCGAAGUGAAAGGUGCUGAGGUUAAUACUCACAUGAUGAUUGUUAAAUACCUCUAUUUAAAACAAAAAUUGUAUUAUUGUUAGACUUGAAAUUGCUGAGUCUAUUAAUUGAGGGAUUCUUUGGAAGUGGUAUGCAUACUCUUGUGGACCAAAAAUUAAAAUGUUUCUCCAACUUGUAUGUGAAAUGAGAAACGAACCAGAAUUCUUAUUCAAAGACUGACUGGUAUGUGCAACAUCAUAUAAUGAGCAGAUUGAAAAAGAAAAUAACUUUAUAAUUCAGUUUUUAUAUUUGCUUUUUUGUCUCGUUGGUAUUUUAAACCUAUAAAUUACGGUUUACAAUCAAUUCUAUUUAGCCAAAUUAUAAUUAUUUCUGUGAUUGGAAUAUAAGAAUUACUUUUAAUUAUUUAACUGUCCCAAUUUUUUGCCAGUUACAGAAUAGAGGAUUGUAAUUUUAUAGAAAUAAAGGAUUGUUAUAUUGUAUAUUUGUCAUUUGAGUGAUCGUAAAAAAAAAUCAUGUUAUCUUAGAUAUUGUACAUAAAAAUACAUUAUACGUGGAGGAUAUAUUUGAAAGAAAAUAAAGCCAAAGCCAGUGCUAUGUAAAAUACUUUAUAGCAGAAAUGCUGAAGUCAAGUGCUAAGUAUGAGCUAUUGUACAAAUCAUCUUGUAUCUGUGAUUGUGUCAGAAUUGCUUCUGCUGAAGUUUGAUUGAAAGCAGAUCUAGAUUCUAAUUUAAUGAACACAUAAAUAUCGUGUCAUAGUGAUAUAUUGUGAAAAGAUUUCUGAUAGUUUGAAUAUUUGGCAGUCGAUGAAAUUUGAGAUAUGAAGGACAGAGCAUUAUCAAAUAGUAAUAAAAUAUUUAUUAAGUCUAGUUUUUAUUCUAUGGACUGUCAAAAUGGUUUAUCUGAAAAAUCUGCCCCAGUUUCAAGUUCUCCCCAUGCCAUACAAGACAAUUUCGAGAAGUUAUUCUUCUCAAGCCAAGUAUCAAGUGCAACUGCAUCUCAUACUGGAAGAAAAUAUGCCUUUGCGUUCUGCUUUUUAAAUUUGUGUAAGUAUUAAAUAAUAAAAAGGUGACUGGUCACA
Stegodyphus dumicola is the source of this 4872-nucleotide messenger RNA. It is a transcript of the gene Sec24AB, whose product is annotated as Protein transport protein Sec24AB. Gene Ontology annotation, biological process: intracellular protein transport; endoplasmic reticulum to Golgi vesicle-mediated transport; COPII-coated vesicle cargo loading. The record is from RefSeq and is a predicted model, not a curated record. Lineage: Eukaryota; Metazoa; Arthropoda; Arachnida; Araneae; Eresidae. Gene Ontology annotation, cellular component: endoplasmic reticulum exit site; COPII vesicle coat. Gene Ontology annotation, molecular function: SNARE binding; zinc ion binding.